This is a messenger RNA of Bubalus bubalis (water buffalo), 1795 nucleotides long. RefSeq names its product hyaluronan and proteoglycan link protein 2 (gene HAPLN2). NCBI's taxonomy places the organism in Eukaryota, Metazoa, Chordata, Mammalia, Artiodactyla, Bovidae. The record is from RefSeq and is a predicted model, not a curated record. Gene Ontology annotation, biological process: cell adhesion. The coding region runs from base 361 to 1446 and encodes 361 amino acids. The transcript has 8 exons. Gene Ontology annotation, molecular function: hyaluronic acid binding.
GGGGACAGAGAAGGAAAGGACAGACAGAUGACAGACAGAGGGGGCUGGACAGAAGGGGUCAGGUUUCUUGAAGCAAUUGGAGGUCCUGGAAGUCUGGUUCCCACCUUGACAGCCUCUUCCCAUAGGCAAUGCGCACCCAGGCGACGGAGGGCAGAGCAGGACCAAAAGCUGCCAAUCACUGCACCUGCCAUCUCUGUGAAGAGGCCCACUUCUAACAGCCCCUUUAUCUGCUGCCCUGGCUUCCAGCUGAACAGUCUCCUCUGAGGAAUCCCGAUGGGAGUUCAUCAUCUCCCCACCCCAUUUCCUUAGUGCUAAAGUGAAAGAGAAGUCGUUCAGUCAUGUCCUACUCUUCGCGACCCCAUGGACUGUAGCCUACCAGGCUCCUCCGCCCAUGGGAUUUUCCAGACUGGGCUGACUCCCAUCAUGCAAGGCAGGAUCAGCCUCCACACUCUCUGCCACUUCCUUCUCCCUUGGGCCUUCACCACCUUCCACAGAGCCCUGGGGAGCCAAGCACCCCACCCUGGCCCCCACUACCUCCUGCCUCCCAUCCACGAGGUCAUUCACUCUCGUCGUGGGGCCACGACCACGCUGCCCUGCGUCCUGGGCGCCCCGCCUCCCAGCUACAAGGUGCGCUGGAGCAAAGUGGAGCCCGGGGAACUCCGGGAAACGCCCAUCCUCAUCACCAACGGACUGCAUGCCCGGGGCUACGGGCCCCUGGGGGGGCGCGCCAGGAUGCGAAGAGGGCAUCGGCUGGACGCCUCCCUGGUCAUCGCGGGCGUGCGCUUGGAAGACGAGGGCCGGUACCGCUGUGAGCUCAUCAACGGCAUCGAGGACGAGAGCGUGGCGCUGACCUUGCGCCUGGAGGGUGUGGUGUUUCCGUACCAGCCCAGCCGGGGCCGGUACCAGUUCAAUUACUACGAGGCGAAGCAGGCGUGCGAGGAGCAGGACGGACGUCUGGCCACCUACGCCCAGCUGUACCAGGCGUGGACCGAGGGUCUGGACUGGUGCAACGCGGGCUGGCUGCUCGAGGGCUCCGUGCGUUACCCUGUCCUUACGGCGCGCGCGCCCUGCGGUGGCCGAGGUCGGCCCGGGAUCCGCAGCUACGGGCCCCGCGACCGGAAGCGCGACCGCUACGACGCCUUCUGCUUCACCUCCGCGCUGUCAGGUCACGUGUUCUUCGUGCCCGGGCGGCUGACGCUGUCUGAAGCCCACGCGGCCUGCCGGCGGCGCGGGGCCAUGGUGGCCAAGGUCGGGCACCUCUAUGCCGCCUGGAAGUUCUCCGGGCUGGACCAAUGCGACGGCGGCUGGCUGGCGGACGGCAGCGUGCGCUUCCCCAUCAUGACGCCUCGGCCGCGCUGCGGGGGUCUCCCGGAUCCCGGAGUGCGCAGCUUUGGCUUCCCCAGACCCCAGCAGGCGGACUAUGGGACCUACUGCUACUCCGAAUAGGGGCCCACCGCACCCCCUCCAGCGCGCGCGACAAAGCCUGGGAGUCGUGGCGGGGGUCUCUCGCCACUUUCCCGAGAGCCUCCGCUUCCAUCGGACUAGGAGCAGCUCCUCCUGACCCGCCUUCUCGACCGAAGGCUGCGGGCCAAGGAUCCCGGCUGGCCCGGCGUCGGGGAGGGGAAGUGGUGGCACCCCGGGUGGUAGUGCGCAGCUACGAACCUCUGACCCGAGGCGGUUCGCGCCCCACCCCCACCCCGCAGCAGACGACGCAGCCACGGCUAGGUGACGGGAGAGGCGUCCAAGGGGCAUUAACUGACUUCUAUCCGGCAAUAAAAAUAACCUGAGGACUUUU